UACUUUUUUUUGGCUUCCUCUUUUUUUUUGUUAAAUUGCGCGUUUAAAAAAAAUUAUUUUUUUAACUUUAAAAUUGUGGGAAGACUUUUUAGUAUUUAUAAUUGUCCUUUAAAUUCUUUGCGUAUUUAUUUAAUCCUUGUUUAAAAAAAUUUUUUUAAUGUAAAAAAGGAAGCCUUUUUAAAUCUUUAAAUAUUUAAUUAAAGUAAAAAUUAAUUUUUUUAUUUUAAAUAUAUUUUAUAUUUUUGUUCAAUAAGUAUAGAUAUCCUUAUUAUAAGACAAAAUAGAUAUUAUAAGAAAAAAUUUUGUAAAGUCGCAACUCGUGUAGUGGCACCAGGGUUGUGCCGAAAUAAAAAUUCCCGACCCGAAAAACGUCGGGAAUUCCCGAUUUUCGUGAAUCGGAUUGGCAUUUUAAAAAGCGAAACAUGGAAGGCGAAUCACUAAUUGGGCGAACAUUCAGUGAAAACGAAAGGCGAAUUACACCUCUGACCCUUAGUAUUGAAAAUUGUCGACUAAACUUAGUUAUUUACCCAGAAUUGUCAUGAGUUGGGAAAAUAGUCGGAUUUUGCGUCGGAUCGGAUUUCAAAUAAUCCGUGAGACAUCCCUGUUGUGCACUAAAAGCAGACCACUAAAAGAGAGUUGCUACUUUGGUGUAGUGGGAUAAUGCUUAAUUUGAUGUGGAAGAAUGGAAGGAGUUCGAUCCCUUUUAAUGCUCCGUGUACUUAUUUACCUUUUUUAAAGUUAAAAUUUAUUUUUGUAGACAUCCCUCAGAUUUUGAAAAAAAAUUUUUUUUUCGGAAAAAUUAAAAAAAUUUCUUUUAAAGGUUUUGAUCACUUUAAUUAACCACUUACAACAAUGUCAUCUUCCUCUUCCUCAAAAAUUAUUCUUUACAAUGAAAAUCCAAAAGAAGCAUCAAAAACAACAACAAUUAUUAAUUCUUCCCCAAUUCAAUUAUCUAAUGGAUCUUUUGUUUGGCUUAACCAAUUAAAUUUUAAUUUGGCUGAUAAUAUGGAACAAUGUUUCCAAGCUUUAACAUCUGCUGGUCUUCCAAUUGCUCCCAAUCAGUCUUCUGAUUCCUUGCCUUGGUGUAAUGCUACUUGGGAUACUGUACUUUGUUGGCCAGCUACACAAGGAGGACAAUCAGUUACUUUGCAAUGUCCACCAUUAAAAGGGCUUGAUCCUUCUAAAACAAUAACUAAAUAUUGCCAUUCUUCGGGUAAUUGGAUGGGAAAAACAGAAAAUGAUUUUUCCCGUCCCCACGGCUGGACUAAUUUUACAAUGUGUUUUACUAGAGAAGUUGUAGCAAUAAUGCAACAAUUAGAUAAUGGAACUCUUUAUGAAGCUCAAGAAGUUGCUAAAAAUGCUAGAAAAUUGGAAUUUGUUGGAUUGGGUUUAUCUCUAAUUUCGUUGCUUUUUUGUGUUGCUAUAUUUACUAGUUUUCGGUAA
Messenger RNA from Meloidogyne enterolobii, 1443 nucleotides. NCBI's taxonomy places the organism in Eukaryota, Metazoa, Nematoda, Chromadorea, Rhabditida, Meloidogynidae. The record is from the annotation of a GenBank genome assembly.